Molecule: messenger RNA, 744 nt
Organism: Cladophialophora yegresii CBS 114405
Lineage: Eukaryota; Fungi; Ascomycota; Eurotiomycetes; Chaetothyriales; Herpotrichiellaceae
Exons: 1
Coding region: 1-744 (247 amino acids)
Source: RefSeq, a predicted model, not a curated record
AUGUCGACGGAUCUCGACAUAGCCUCGAUAUGCGCUGAAAUCGCUCAAUCCUACUCGCCGUGCGACGUGUCGGACGCGCUGCUGAAACUCCACGUCCCCUACGCGGGCUACCUUCGCGACAUCUCCCCCAUCCCCACACGCAAUGGCUCGACCACCCGCCUCGUCGCGCCGAUCAGCACCGUGCUCUUCGUCGACACGGCCCACGCGCCAGAGACACAGUACGACGGCCUAAUCGUGCCUCCUGCGCCCAACAUCCCGAGCGACAAGCAUUUCACCGACAUGGCGCCCACUGGUACUGUGGUCGUUAUGCAGCAGCCCGCCCACCAGGUCGCCUCCCUGCUCGGCGAUAUCGUGGCGACGCGGUACAAGGUCCGCGGCGUAAAAGGGUGCGUCAUCGACGGCCGGUCCCGCGACAUCGUGGGCUGCGGCGAGCUAUGCAAGGAUGGGUCCUUCCAGUGCUGGAGCAAGGCGCUGACGAGCCCCGGCACGAGCCUGCAGGCCAGGCCGUGGGCCGUGGACGUGCCGUUGAAGAUCGGGGACGUGGUCGUCCAGCCCGACGACGUGCUGGUCGCCGACGAAGCCGAGAGGGUGUGCUGUGUGAUUCCGCGGAAGAAGCUGAGUGAGGUAAUGCGGUUGUUGCCCGUGCACAAGGAGGCCGAUGACGGCUUGUUGGACGAUGUCCGGCGUGGGUUGGGCUUCAAGGAUGCCAUCCAGAGGUGGCCCAAGCAUUACAGUAACCAUUGA